CCCCCUCCGAAAACACUCGCACACCCAACCAACAACCCACAUGAGUUGAAGUUAUUUUUUUCUUACAUUUUUCAUGUAUAAUUUUUGUUUAUUCUUUUUAAAAAAUAUUUCGAACAAAAAAAAGAGUUCUUUUGUUUUUGCUUUUGGUUGAGGAAGGAAUCUGGAGUAGAGUCUGAGAUUAGAGAUCGUCGAGUGUUGAAGAAAGUAUCUAUCUACUCGUGCAAGCAGCUCGUAAGGAUAGCCCCUAAACGUAUGCUAUAGUUUAACUUUUAAUUUAAUUUCGAUAUCCGAAAACCCAAAACCCCGAAACCCGAACCCAAAAUCGAUCCCAAACAUACCCUAAUGCAAGGAGCCAUUAGCCAGCCAUUCCCCUUAGCUAAGACUAAACCUCAAAAACCAAAUCUAAAUGCAUUGUGUUAUACUAUUGUCUGUACCACCUUGAAAUCGGUUAACCAUCAAACGAAUCGGCAAAUACAAAUCGAAUAUCCCCAAAAAUAUACCUGCAUACAAACCUGCAUCUCGACUCGAAUCGAAUUGAAAUGAAUUGUGAAACUGAAACCCUGAUGGAUACAGGCCCCGGUCCGCCCGACGACAGCAUGCCGUGUCGACACCACCAGCGAAUCAAGAAUCUCAGCCUGCGACACCAGAGAAAACACCAGCACACGCACCACCAAAACAAACCCCAACACUACCAUCUCCAACAUCACCACCAGCUGCCCCAGGAUAUCAAGGGUAAAUCAACCUCAACCACAACCAACCAACUCUCUCCAAGUCGCGACCCAAGCCAAGCUCCUUCCACUCCUACUCUUCCCUCUGCUGCUGCUGCUGCUGCUGCUGGCACUGCCACUGCCACUGUUCCUUUCGCCUGUACCACUACCACUACCACACCAGUCCCUGGAUCCGGAUCUGGCGGCAGCUUGAACAACCUCUCCACAACCCACGACGAGUCCGAGCGGGACUUUGACUUUGUGAUACCGCCACAGACGGGCGGAUGCCUGUGCGAUGAGUGCGGCGUGUUCGCACCGCCCAGCACCAGUGCCACGGCCAGCACGCUGGUGGCCGACGAGUGCUACUCCCACACAGCCUCCUCCAUGCUGAGUGCCACCCGCAGUGCCCUCUCCACGAUGGCGGCCAUUGCCACGGGCAGCAGCUUGACUGGUGGUAGCUCUGUCGGAGGAGCCAGCACGAGUGCGGCCGCUGCGGCUGCGCACGCGCAUGGUCCCGGGCAUGGGCACCCUCCCGCUGCAGCUGCUGCCUCCGCACCCGCCAAGAACAGCUCCGCAUCGACCCUCUGCUCCUCGGCAUACUUCUCCACGUCGGCGCCCACAACGAGCAGCUCGGUUCACAGCAUGUCGCGCUCUAACAGCAAGAAGCUGAAUAACAACACUUGCAGCAUAAACCAUAACAAGCUCAGCUUCCGCAGCGGCAGCCACGUGAGUCAAUUGAACCUGCCGCAGCAUCAGCACCUGAAUCAAAGCCAGAAUCAUCAGAAUCAACAGAAUCAGCAGAGGCGAAAUCUUUCAUCCUCAUCGCCGCUGCAGUCACCGACCCAGAAGUCGUGCGACUCGUCCGAUCUGGAUGCGGAAGUGGACGGUGACGGUGACACCACGGAUGGUGACCCAAAAAGUCCGCACAGCGCCAGAUCCUCCGAUCUAUCGGAAACCUUUGACUGGUGGUUCAAUAAGCCCAAGCGUAACUCUAAAAAGAGCAGUGCACACCAAAGCGAACACCAACAACCACAACAGCAACCACAACCACAACAACAACAGCAACACCAACACCCACAACAACAACAACAACAACAGCAAUCCAAAGCAAUGACAUUUUGGCAUCAAGCAUCGACCACACCGCGCUCUAGUUAUCGCUCUUUCUUCAAUUCUCUUGCCGAUCAAAUUUAUAGCAAACGUUCUACAUCGAGUCAAUUAAAUAUAAACAAUGGAUUUAAUUUAACACCAACACAUAGAUCGUCUCCAGUGAGUAGUUGUUGUGGCAGUAGUAGCCAGGGGCGAUCCAGUCCGGACACGGAUAUUCCAGAGCCGCCAGAGUUUCCGCUGAGUCCAGGUUAGCAUGCCGCCUUGGGUGUUUCGACCAUGUUCGUACACCUUUUGCCUUGACAUUGACAAGACACAUGUAAAUGGAAAUGUUAAUGUUAAUGUGGAUGUGUUGCUCUACCCUUUGAUUUCUCUUCUUGUUUUUUUUACCAUUCUUUUUACCUUCUUCUUU
This is a messenger RNA of Drosophila guanche, 2223 nucleotides long. RefSeq names its product V-type proton ATPase subunit C-like. Lineage: Eukaryota; Metazoa; Arthropoda; Insecta; Diptera; Drosophilidae. The record is from RefSeq and is a predicted model, not a curated record. The transcript has 2 exons. Bases 540 to 2066 code for a protein of 508 amino acids.